GGAGAGGCUUUCCAGCUUCUGGCGUCAGUGUUUGGUGGUCCCGUGGCGCGUGGCAGUGCGUCUUCUGCGCGCUCCUCCUGCCUCAGACAGAUACUACGGCCUCUGUAGCCCAGCUCCCUAGGGGCAGAUGAGCAGUGAUGUGCAUGUCCACUCCUGGCCUUGCUCCUACUACCUGGACGUUGAGAAGCGAUGGGUUCCCGGGAAACUGACGUUGACACCUCACUCACUGAAGUUCAGUGCAGACAGAACUGAAGAGGUCCUUGUCGGCCUGCCCCUCUCCAGCAUCACUGAGAUCAGGAAAGAGGCUUCUCUCUUUCUCUUCAGUGCCAUCACCAUCCUGGAGAAGGGCCAGGCCAAGCACUGGUUCAGCUCACUGCGGCCCAGUCGCAAUGUGGUCUUCAACAUCAUCGAGCACUUCUGGAGGGAGCUGCUGCUGUCCCAGCCAGGCACUGCUGCCAACACAACCUCCCCCAUGAGCAGGGGGCAGGAGCUGAUGGGACUGAUGGCUACUUCCCAGAGACGCAUGGAAGACACAGCGAAGGUCCUUCACCACCAGGGCGAGCAGCUAGACAGCGUGAUGAGGGGCCUGGAGAAGAUGGAGUCAGAUCUAGAUGUGGCUGACAGAUUACUGACAGAAUUGGAGACUCCUUCCUGGUGGCCUUUUAGCUAUAAGCUUUGGAAGACGCCAGCAGAAGCAAAGCCCAAGGAAGUUGUGUCUGAGGCUGCAUGUGAGCCUUUUGGAAAGGACAGGAUUGUGAUCAGAGUCCCGGCUGUUGUUUCUAAGAGAACAGAGUCUCAUUCCAAGCCAGGAAAGCUCACCGUCCUGGUUUCCGGUUUGGAAAUCCAUGACUCCAGUUUAUUGCUCCUGCACAGGUUUGAGAGGGAGGAUGUGGACGACAUCAAGGUUCACUCUCCCUAUGAGGUCAGCAUACGCCAGCGCUUCAUUGGGAAGCCAGACGUGGCUUAUCGGGUGAUAUCUGCCAAGAUGCCGGAGGUCAUUCCCAUUUUAGAAGUGCAGUUCAGCAAGAAGAUUGAGCUCCUGGGAGACGCCCUAGUGCUCAGGAGCAGAGGCAGGGCUUCUCCUGCAGAGAGUAGCUGCUCCCUUGGGCAUGCAGCUUCCAGACUGAUGGGCUUCAUGUCACCCCAAGAGCUGCCCAUGGGAGGCCCAGAAGACGAGCAGCUGCAGCUGCAGAAGAACUGGCCACUACUGUCUGAGGGGGAAGCCCAGGAGCUGACACAGAUCCUGAGCAAACUGAAGGGACUGGCCCUGGAUACCGAGGCAGAGCUCGAACAUCAGGAUGAGGCUCUGGAUGGCAUCACGGGAGCUGUGGACCGGGCAACCCUGACUGUGGACAAGCAGAACCGGCGUAUGAGAAAGCUGAUGUAGUGGGGCAAGCAGUGGAGCAACCACCCCCCGCAUGGCUCUCCUGAUUCUGCUGUUGCUACCUUUGUGUCCUGUGUACGGGAACCUGGGACGCCAUUUGUGGUGCUGCGAUGCCCUA
Molecule: messenger RNA, 1502 nt
Organism: Acomys russatus (golden spiny mouse)
Lineage: Eukaryota; Metazoa; Chordata; Mammalia; Rodentia; Muridae
Product: synaptosomal-associated protein 47-like
Exons: 5
Coding region: 128-1387 (419 amino acids)
Biological process (GO): exocytosis; synaptic vesicle fusion to presynaptic active zone membrane; synaptic vesicle priming
Cellular component (GO): SNARE complex; plasma membrane
Molecular function (GO): syntaxin binding; SNAP receptor activity
Source: RefSeq, a predicted model, not a curated record